GACAUUUUUCGUAAAUAACAACGUGCGACUACUUUGUAACACUCGAUCUCAUUUAUCUGUUUUGUUUGCAUAUUACGCUAGAUAGAUAAUCUUGCCAGGAUACACUAUCUGCUUUUUACCUCUUAUAGGCCUUCCAAUUCUGGCCAUAAUAUGUCUUUCUUUAGUUCCUGACCGAAUGCUUAUCGUCCACACUAUUCGGCAUCUGCUAAAAUUAUUAAUAAUGCAACUAAUUUGAAUCACCCAAAGCGCUUUUGUAUCCCUUGUCGGGAAUGUAUAAACAUGUCUCCGUGUUUUACGUUUGUUAGGCGUAAACAAAAUAAUAACAAAGAAAUAUUUCUUGCCAUCCUGGGAUUGGAUAAUUCUGGAAAGACAACAAUAUCUCUCAGCAUAAAGGGUGUCUCCAGUGACUUAGUUGCUCCAACUAUCGGCUUUGAUCGUAUCGAAUUUGCUAUCGACAGCUUUAAUAUCAACCUUUAUGAUUUGGGUGGUGGUCGUACAAUACGUGAUAUUUGGGAAACAUAUUUUGCUGAAGUCUAUGGUGUUAUAUUCGUGGUUGAUUCAAGUACGCCAGAGAGAUUAGAAGAAUGUCACGAAGCAUUAGUCAAUGUUCUUUCCCAUCCUUGUAUAUCCGGUAAACCGAUUCUUUUACUAGCAAACAAGCGAGAUAUUAAAGGUGCGUUAGAUGAGUCGGAGCUGAUAGCAGCACUCCAGCUGGAUGAUCUUGUCAAUGAAUAUAAAUGCCCUUGUCGCUUGGAGCAUUGUUGUGCUUUAUUACUACCUAAUCAAAAGUUGGAUAAAGCGAUUCGUGACGGUUUGAAAUGGCUUCUUGCUUAUAUUCAGUCAGAUUUGAUAAAUAUUCAAUCACGGGUUGGUGCUGAUGUAGAUAGACAAAUAAGACAACAAACAGAAGAACGCGCAGCUAGAAAAGAAAGAGUUCGAUUAGCUAGAGAGGAGAGAGAUCGUUUGAGAAAAUUGUCUAAUCAACACAUCAACAAUACGUUCACAGCAGGUAGCCUAGACGAUUUAGGUGAAAAUUCAAAUGAAUUAAUCAACCAACAAUUAACAUUAAAAACCGAAAAUACAUGUACGGUGUCCAACAUUUUUGAAAAUAACUUGUGUAGUGACAGUCCUAAAUAUAAAGAACCUACUAAUUUACCAGAACUUAAUCAAUAUAAUGAUUUUCAAUUUGUUCAGAUCAAUCCAUUAGUAUCUGAUGGGAAAAAUAAUUCUUUGGCAUGUUCACAACUGAAUUCACGUGAUCUAUUACAUCAAAUAAAGUUAGCCUGUAGUAUUGAUCUGGAAUUCCAAAAUAAAAAAUUGAGUUUGGAUAGCUACCGUGGUUUUGAUAAAGAGGGCUUAUUCAUUGAAUUAGAAAGACAGCUGCAUAUUAGUGUUGAUGAUUCAAAAGAAAAUGAUAAUACCCGUAUUAUAACUGAAAAACAUGAUGAAGUAUCAAAACAGUUUUCAUUGUCUCCUUCGGUCUCAAAUAGUCAUAAGAAAGACGUAAAAUUACAACCUGGAUUCAUGGAAAUGAAUAUGUCGAAAAGCAAACUCCAAUGUGAUAAAGACUAUUCGAUUCCUCAAACAGCGAAUGGUAGUGCCCGUUUUGUUAAUAGAACACCAACUGUGGUCCAUUCGUUAUAUGAGAAAAAUAGUUCUUCGGUUAAAAAAUCUGUUCACCAAUCGUUUAAUGUUCAAAAAAAUCCGUUUGAGAAGGUUCAACACAGAGACAACAAUUCCAGUCUAUCGGAAACUGUGGCAAUAUCAAAAUUAACUAAAGGACCUUCACCACUGGCACGCAUUUUUGUGUCGAAUUUCAAUAAACUACAUCCAAUCACAGAUCAGAAACCAGAAGGCUCAAUGUCAUCUAUAUCGCAAUCAUUUACAUCAGAAGAGAAAAAUAAUUCGGAUAAAUUCUAUGCAACCUCUGUUUCUAAUUCUAAUUUAAAAUCGUCAGACUGAACGUACAAACGUAUAUGUAUCUGUUUUUAUUAAUUAGUACACAAACGCCGCUUACGUCACUUAUCAUUAUUCAACUAUUUAUAAAAUACUUUUUCUGCUUGGCGCGUUUUAUUAUCAAUAGAGAAGCGUGUUCAGUGUUUGAAAUUCACAUUUUAAUAAAAUGGAAUGCAGACGCAUUU
This is a messenger RNA of Schistosoma intercalatum, 2141 nucleotides long. The record is from the annotation of a GenBank genome assembly. NCBI's taxonomy places the organism in Eukaryota, Metazoa, Platyhelminthes, Trematoda, Strigeidida, Schistosomatidae.